Micropterus dolomieu (smallmouth bass) is the source of this 3859-nucleotide messenger RNA. RefSeq names its product protein kinase N3 (gene pkn3). Gene Ontology annotation, biological process: protein phosphorylation; signal transduction. NCBI's taxonomy places the organism in Eukaryota, Metazoa, Chordata, Actinopteri, Centrarchiformes, Centrarchidae. Gene Ontology annotation, molecular function: small GTPase binding; ATP binding; protein serine/threonine kinase activity. The transcript has 22 exons. The record is from RefSeq and is a predicted model, not a curated record. Bases 287 to 3088 code for a protein of 933 amino acids.
CACCGUCCGCUGACGUCAGUUUGCGUCUAUCUGUAGUUUAACUCAAUUCAAACUUUUACUCCGAUUUGUUUCCAUGAUGAACACAAUUGCGCCACUAUGGAGCGCAUCUGAACAGCUUUAGCAGACGUUGAAUUUCCCAUGCCGCCGUCAGUGUAACUUACCUUCGCUAGCCGUGCUGUUCCUCCUGGAGCUGUUUCACCUACUUUCUGACCCGAAGAAGACCGUUGGGAGCUGGAGCGGACGUUGACGCUGUGUGAAUGUCCAGCACACAAAACUGACAGCCACCAUGUCAGGUUUAACACUACAGAGCGGUAACCUGCAGGGUCUGGAUGAGGGGGAUAUUCUCGACCCAGUGUUUCAGCAGCGUUUGGAGGAUGCUCGUACUCUGCUCAGGCAGGAGAUCCAGCGGGAGUUGAAGAUCAAGGAGGCCGCUGAGAGAAUGCGGCGGGCUGUCACCAAUCGCAAGAGUGCAGCCGAUGUGGAGGGCCAACUCAAGGCCUCUAGCCGCAAGCUGGAGAGGUUGCACUGGGAACUGCAGGAGCUCAAUGCCAGGUCUAUGGCCACAGAGAAGGACAGCUCCGCAGCAGGUUGCUUGGAGGAAGUAGACAACCAGUCAGCAGAGUCGUGUCAGUGGGAAGAGGUCACAUCACCACUAGCCAGUCGAAUCAGGACCCUGAAGAAACAGCUUACCAUGGAGACCAAAGUCAAACAGGGUGCUGAGAACAUGAUCCAGACUUACACCAACAGCUCAGUCAAGGACAGGAAGAUGCUGUCUACAGCCCAGCAAAUGUUACAGGACAGCCGCACUAAGAUUGAGCUGCUGCGCAUGCAGAUUAUCAAAGUCAAUCAAGUCAGAGACGAGGAGCGAGAUGGCUCGCAUGGUCACCCUGUGGAGAUGAUUAGUCCUCUGGAGCUACGGGUGGCUGAACUCAUGCACCACAUGAAUAUUGAAUCGGCCGUAGCGGAAGGCGCCAAAAAUGUGGUGAGGCAGCUGAGUGGGCGUAAGUUCCAGGACCGCCGCACACUUGCAGAGGCCCAAGCACGAAUGCAAGAGUCAUCUCAGAAGGUGGACUUGUUACGUCUCUCCCUGGAGAGACGCUUGAAUGAGCUGCCUGAGGACCAUCCCCAACAUGCUGCCAUUAAGGAGAAACUAGUGUUGGGAACCUCACCUUCCUACGGCACACCAAAGAAGCAGUCCGACACUCCAUCCUCUUCCUCUUCUUCCUCCUUCUUCAAACCAGCCAGUCUAACAGGUCGGUUGGAGGUAUGUUUGAUGGGCUGCCAAGACCUGUUGGAGUCUGUUCCGGGCCGUGUGACCAGUUUCUUGGCCCCCCAUGUGACCCUAUCAGAAGCAAAGUCUCUGAAGGUUAGAGCUGGCUUACCGGGACGCAGUGCCAAUGGCAAAACAACCAAGGCUGAUGAGCUGUCCUCGGAGGUAGGCGUUACGCUGAAGGUGGACAACAGGAUAGUGGGGCGCACAAACUGGAGACAGCAGGGCAAAGAGGCCUGGGGCCAGAGCUUCAGCAUCGAACUGGAACGGUCCAGGGAGCUGGAAAUAGCUGUGUCCUGGAGAGACUGGCGAGAGUUAUGUGGGGUGAAGUUCCUGCGACUGGAGGACUUCCUGGAUAACCGCCGGCGUGGCAUGUGUCUCCAGCUGGAGCCCCAGGGCAUCCUCUUCUUGGAGGUGACAUUUAUAAAUCCUGUCAUUGAACGGCGCGCCAAGCUCCAGCGGCAGAGGAGGAUUUUCCCUAAAGAAAAAGGGAAGGACUUCCUGCGUGCUGCCCAGAUGAACAUGAACUUUGCCACUUGGGGCCGUUUGAUGAUGAGCAUCCUACCUCCUCCCUGCAGCUCCUUAGAACCCAUGAGCCCCCCCUUAGCAGGCACCAACACUGGCCCCACAUCAUCCAGCCCCUCUCCGGCACGAGAACCUGCUGUGGUAAGUCCAAACUUUACCGAAGAUCAACCCGGCUGGUCUCCUCACCGCUCAAGAAAGAACGCGAAAGACUCCCCACUGUCCCCUGGUGAGAACACGAGCCCAAAGCCCAAGCGACAACCCUCAGUUCAUCCACCCCCAAACAGGGCCAGAGGACUUCAGAUGGAAGACUUCAACUGCAUUUCAGUUCUGGGAAGAGGUCACUUUGGAAAGGUGCUACUAGCAGAGUAUAAGAAGUCAGGUAAACUGUACGCCAUCAAAGCCCUGAAGAAAGGAGACAUUGUGACUCGUGACGAAGUGGACAGCCUCAUAUGUGAAAAGAGGAUCUUUGAAGUGAUCAACGCCUCACAACAUCCUUUCCUAGUGAACCUGUACAGCUGCUUCCAGACUGCAGACCACGUGUGCUUUGUGAUGGCCUACUCCCCUGGAGGAGACCUCAUGACACACAUUCACACCAGCAUCUUCACUGAGAAACAGGCCAGGUUUUAUUCGUCGUGUGUGUUGCUCGGCCUGGAGUUUCUCCAUCAAAACAAAAUAGUAUACAGGGAUCUGAAGCUGGAUAAUCUGCUCAUGGAUGCUGAUGGUUAUGUCAGGAUAGCAGACUUUGGCUUGUGCAAAGAAGGUAUGGGCCACGGGGAUCGCACCUCAACAUUCUGUGGCACACCAGAGUUUCUGGCCCCAGAGGUGCUGACAGACAACAACUACACCCGCAGUGUGGACUGGUGGGGGCUGGGGGUCCUCAUCUAUGAGAUGCUGGUGGGGGAGUCUCCUUUCCCAGGUGAUGAUGAGGAAGAGGUGUUUGACAGCAUCGUCAACGAUGACGUGCGCUACCCUCGCUUCAUUUCUCCUGAGGCUGUGUCCCUCAUUCAAAAGCUGCUGCAGAAAAAUCCUGAGAUAAGACUUGGAGGAGGAGAGGAAGACGCCUUGCCGAUCAAGAGACACAAAUUCUUUCAGGGAAUGGACUGGGACGCUCUCCUGGCCAAAAAGCUGAAGCCUCCCUUCCUGCCAGUCAUCAAGGCGCCCAAGGACGUCAGUAACUUCGACGAGGAGUUCACUCGCCUCAAGCCAGUCCUCACCCUCCCACGAACAACCUGCAUCCUCACCGCCGAGCAGCAAGAAAUCUUUGCUGACUUUGACUUCUCUUUCAUGAGUUGACCCUGUGCUGCCACAUCACUGUGAAAGGCAGCUCCUGUUUAUACCUACUUUUACUUGCCGUCAAGCUCCUCUGAUUCAACAGAAGCCGAGAAACUACCUGCCUGUUUUCACUUCCUCUGUGCACAGUCUCUGUGCCCUGUUUACUGUGACACGCUACAAAGUCCUUUACAGUUUACAGACACAUUUUGACACUCACUGGGUCUGAUUUCAUGAUACAGCAUUUACUUGUUAACAUUUGUCAUCUCUGCCAAAUAGAUUUAGAAAUGUUUUUAUGCUGACUGUUUCAGUUAUCAAGCACUAAGACCAAAAGGCUGGACAUUGACUGUUUAUACUCUGUAGAGACACAGUAUGUCACCAGUGCAGUGACUUAAUUGUUUUUUUUUUUAUUUUUUACAAAUGAACAUUGUGCCACUGAUGUUCCAAACAUCAGCACUGCCUCUAAAUCCAAAGUACUUAAUUGUUUAUUGUUGUGAUCUUAAUGAAGGGAAUUGACUCGUUUAAGGCCAACGUAUUGAAUGUACCUUUACUAUUUAGUAUAGCUAUUAUAUGUCCAUCUGUUGUAAUCCUUUUAUGUUUUUGGGGAUGUAAUAUACUGAAAAUAGCCAAAUCGUUUAGUAAAGUUCUUUCAUAGAUAUCUGUCAAUACAACCGGAUUUGGAUUUUUUAAAUAAUAGGGUCAUGAAGAUUAUGCUUAUAUACAACAAACCAGCCAAUAUGUAAAGUGUAAACUACAUGAAGGAAAAUAUUAAUGAAUAAAUUUAUAUCUGCUGGA